AUGGACUUCAAGUCCCUGAAACGCCAGCGCGACGGCAAGGCCAAGCGCGGCGACGUCAAGGCGAAGGCCGCAGCGCUCCGCCAGGCGAAGCUCGAGGCCGAGGCCGCGGCGCGGCGCGACGCGGAGAAGGCGCGCGCGAAGCGGGAGGCCAUGACCAUGCCGCCGCCGCCGCCGCGGGCGACGGCGGCCAAGCCCAAGGCGACGAAGAAGGUCGCGUCGCUGACGCGGCCCGCGCCGGCGACGGCGGCCGCGCCGCCCGCCGCCGCCGCGGGUCUGCCCGCGGGCUUCUUCGACGCGUCCGGCGCGACGCCGGCGGCGCCGGAGCCGACCGCGGCGGCGUCGCUCGUCGCCUACGGCAGCGACGACGACGACGACGGCGGCGGCGACGCGGCGGCGCCCGCCGCGCCCGCCGCGGCGCCCGCGGCCGCGGCCGCGUCCGCCGAGGACGACGCGACGGCCGCCGCCGCCGCGGCGGGCGUGCUCCCGGCGGGCUUCUUCGACAACGCCGACGCGGACCUCCGCGCGCGGGGCAUCGACCCGGAGAAGAAGAAGGCCAAGGACGAGUCCGCGGCCUGGGCGGAGUUUCAGGAGUUCGCGGGCGGCGUCCGGGAGCAGGAGGCCCACGACGAGGCCGCCGAGGCGACGGAGGCCGACGACGAGUACGAGCGGCGGAAUCUCGACCAGGCCUGGUACGAGAGCCGCCUCGCGCCGCUCCUCGCGCGCGCGGACAAGGCCGCCGCGCCGUCGUCCGAGGCCGCGCCGCGGCUCCAGGACGAAUCGGAGGCGCCGGCGACGGAGGACAGCGUCGUCGCCCUGCUCAAGGCGAAGAAGCGCGCGAAGAAGGAGGAGCGCGAGGCGAGGCUCCGGGAGGUCGACGACGCGUACGCCGACCUCGGCUCCGACGACGAGGACGACGCGUGGCAGACGGGCUUCAGCGGCGUCUGUAACAUCAUCAUCCCCGACCCCAAGGAGCUCGAGAAGAAGCUGCCGACCUACUUCCGCCACGAGCACUACUCGUCCUUCCAGCGCCAGCUCAACAACUUCGGCUACAACAAGCUCCACAAGAGCUCGAGCCCGCAGAACUCGGUCUACGUGCGCAUCAAGGGCGACCAGCUCACGGACAUGGACCCCGUGGAGCUGCUCCAGCUGCGGCCCGUGCUCGAGCGGUCGACGCUGCGGCGCGCGAAGCGCACGCGGCGCAAGGGCGACAAGAAGGCGAAGAAGGCCGCGAAGAAGGACGCGCCGGCGACGCCCGUCCGCGUGUCGCCGACGAGCCCGCUCACGCCGCCGACGGCCGAGGCCGCGUCGGAGUCCAAGCCCCAGUGCCCCGGCGCGCCGCCGCGGCCCCGGCCCGGGUCCCUCCUCGCCCACCUCGGGCCCGACGCGCCGCCCGUCGCGCUCCUGCCCGCGCUCGACGGCGGCGGCGCCGCGCCGCCCGGGUUCCGCGACGCGUCCGUGCUCGUGCCCCGCGGCGCGGCGGCCGGCGGCUUCGCCGAGGCCUUCGCCGAGGGCCACUACGCCCACCUCCCGGGCAUCGCCUUCCACCUCGCGCCCGCGCCGGCCGUCGCCGCGCCCGCGCCGGGCCGCGCGCCGCCGCCGGGCGGCGACCGCGGCGCGCGCUGGGCGCCGACGCCCGGCGCGUCGUCCUUCUCCGUCUUCCAGCGCAAGGCGCCGCCGGCGGGCGCGGCGGGCGUGCUCUGCCCGGGCCUCUACGCGAGCCCCUUCCCGGGCUACGCGCCCUUCUCCAUCGUCGUCGCGCACGACGCGGCCUACCACGGCCAAGUCGCCGCGGCCGCGGCGGACGCCCGCGACGGCGGCGACGGCGCCCCGGCGCCCUGGCCCUCGCCCGCGCCGGCGGCGGCCGCGGGCCUCGGGCCCGACGGCGCGCCGGGCCCCGUCGCCGCGGCGUUCUUCGCCGCGCCGCCGCCCGAGGCGCCGCUCCCGAGCCGCCCCCACAGCCCCGACGGCCACUGGCGCGCCAACCUCGAGGACGACGACGUCCACAUCUUCCCCGACGACUUCUCCGACAUCUUCCCGCCCGAGGAGCCGUUCCUCCUCUGA
Molecule: messenger RNA, 2061 nt
Organism: Aureococcus anophagefferens
Lineage: Eukaryota; Pelagophyceae; Pelagomonadales; Pelagomonadaceae
Exons: 2
Coding region: 1-2061 (686 amino acids)
Biological process (GO): regulation of DNA-templated transcription; nuclear DNA replication; mitotic DNA damage checkpoint signaling
Cellular component (GO): nucleus; spliceosomal complex
Molecular function (GO): zinc ion binding; sequence-specific DNA binding; DNA-binding transcription factor activity
Source: RefSeq, a predicted model, not a curated record